Oldenlandia corymbosa var. corymbosa is the source of this 1392-nucleotide messenger RNA. The record is from the annotation of a GenBank genome assembly. Lineage: Eukaryota; Viridiplantae; Streptophyta; Magnoliopsida; Gentianales; Rubiaceae.
AUGCCUCUCAAUGGGAAGAAACAUAUUGAAGAAACAUCGCAUGAACUAGUUAACGAAGAGGAGUCUCCAUUGAAUUUUGAGCCAGAGGUGCAACAAGGUAGAGGAAGACCAUCUAAAGGAAAAAAGAAAAAGGGAUUCAGUUCAACAACUAGAGACCCGUCACAAUUUGAAGUUGUUGAAGCAGGAUUGAGGAAAGCAACUCAUAGAUGUGGAGAAGUGUUUGGUUUUCAUCUAAACUCAUUACAGAUGCUGAGGAGCUCUGCAACAAAGAAGUGGCUUUUCCCUCUGAAACCUCUGGAAUUGAUGGAUUCAUUGUGUUGGUUCCUGCCUAUGAAAGUAGAAGCUGUGAAUACUUGCCUCUCUUUUUCUGGUAGCAUUCCUUGGAAAGUAAAGAAACAGAGCCAGACUUUCAAUACAUCACGAAGGACACUGAUGCACAACCUCUUUGAGUCACCUUGGCAUGUUCAUGAUUUAAGAAAAUAUAGCUUAAGGGCUUCUAAAGCUGCCGAUGUAUUAGAGGGUGACAAUGGGAAGGAAAAGGGAGGUGGGAAAUCUGGAGCACACAGUCCGCGGUCAGAUGAUAAAAAUGUAUUUAACAUGGAUUAUGAAGAGAGAAUGGAAUGGAGGAGCAAAAUAAGGGAAGUAAUGAGUAAGAUUCCGAAUGUCGAGGAAGAGGUUGAUCCUGAGGAGCGGAGCAAAAAGAUUCAAAAACUUUUGGCCGAUUACCCUCUUGUUGUUGAGGAAGAGGACCCUAAUUGGCCAGAAGAUGCUGAUGGUUGGGGAUUUAACCUUGGUCAGUUCUUCAACAAGAUUUCUAUAAAGAACGUCAAGAAAGAUGAUGAUGAGAACUAUGACAGCGAGAAUGAAAUAGUGUGGCAAGAUGAUGAUUAUAUUCGACCCAUAAAAGACAUAACUUCUGCAGGAUGGGACGAGGCAGUUUUCAAGGACAUCAGUCCUUUGGUGGUACUUGUGCAUAACCGAUACAAAAGGCCGAAGGAAAAUGAAAAGAUUCGGGAUGAACUGGAGAAAGCUGUACACAUUAUAUGGAACUGCAGGCUACCAUCACCUCGAUGUGUGGCUAUUGAUGCUGUUGUUGAGACUGAAUUGGUCUCCACCCUAAAAGUCUCUGUGUUCCCAGAACUAAUCUUUACUAAAGCUGGGAAGAUCUUGUACCGCGAGAAAGCAAUUCGGAGUGCGGAUGAAUUGUCAAAAAUGAUGGCAUUCUAUUAUUAUGGAGCAGUAAAGCCACCUUGUCUUAGUGACAAAAAGACUCUUGAUGAAGAUAUUCCUUCCUUUUCUCCAAGUAGCAGCAGUGGAAAUUGGGAAGAAAUCGGUUUUCUUGGUCAAGUCACGCCCAGCGCCCGCUUUCCACUCUGUGAUGGAAAGAAAUAG